AUGGCCAAUCUCGAGAUAAAUGAUGAGAUCUUUGCAAAUAUCAAAAACAGCGUCAUUUUGAUUACUGGCGGUUCCUCCGGCAUUGGAAGAUCUACUGCUCAGCUGUGUCUUAAUCUUGGCGCAACUGUUGUUGUUGGUGAUCUGAAUGCCCCUGAUCCCGAACUUGAAAAUGCGGAAAAGUUCAAAUUCUUGAAUGUGAAUGUGACGGAUUGGGAAAACCUUCGAUCCAUGUUUGAUGAAGCAAACAAGUUGUUUGGUCGCAUUGAUCAUGUUUUUGCCAACGCAGGCGUGGGCCCAACGACCGACUUUUUGGACGUGACUCUUGAUGAGAGCGGGCAGCUCGAGCCCCCAAACCUCAGGACGAUUGAUAUCAAUCUUCUAGGGCCAAUUUAUACCGCUAGAUUGGCGUCGGCUUAUAUGAGCGAACUCGCAAGCCAGCGCCCCGAGGGGGCUGGUGGCAGCAUUGUUCUUGCAGCCUCUGCUUCGUCGUUCCAGAAUUUCUCUGCUGGUGAUUAUACCAUUGCUAAGCACGGGGUUCUAGGCAUGAUACGUGGAGAAAGGUUUGCGCUUGAAUGCGAUUGCACCCUCCUGGACAGCCACCGGGAUAGUUCCGGGGAUAUACUCAAGUCAUUGAAUGCUGGUGUACAAAGCCCGGAGGUGGUUGCUCAGAGUGUUGUAUUGCUUUUCGCAGACCCUGACCGACACGGUGAGGUUAUCUACAGCUGGGAGGGCCAUUAUAGAGAGGUUAAUAAAACCGAUGGAGGACUUCUAGCUAGUGCCAAGGCCAUACUGGAGAAUGGGGACAAUGAAGAGCGGGUAAUGAUCAAGCUCAGAGAAGCACAGCUCUACCACAAAUGA
Molecule: messenger RNA, 858 nt
Organism: Penicillium manginii
Lineage: Eukaryota; Fungi; Ascomycota; Eurotiomycetes; Eurotiales; Aspergillaceae
Exons: 4
Coding region: 1-858 (285 amino acids)
Source: RefSeq, a predicted model, not a curated record